AUGGAGAAGCAGAGUCAGGGUGCGACUAGUUCAAAAAUGAGCGACGAUACCAUUGCUGCGAAUCCAGCCCGUUCGGAGAGUGCCAAAGAGAGAAUAUCUCCAACCGCAGAUUCGAGAGUAAAUAGUUUCGAAAAAGGGACCGAUGCCGAAGAAGUAGAGCCCACUGACGAUGAGAAAAAUACGCUUCGACGAAUUGGUGAUAGUUUGCCCAUGUCCGCUUGGCUUGUCGCUAUCGUGGAACUGUGUGAGAGAUUCUCAUACUAUGGUUGUGUGGGACUAUUCCAAAAUUAUGUUCAACGUCCACUGGAUGGUUCUUUGGGUCGUGGUGCUCUCGGUCUCGGACAUCAAACUGCAACAGCUCUGACAGUCUUUUUCUCCAUGUGGUGUUACUUCACUCCAAUCUUUGGUGCCAUCGUUGCCGAUCAGUACCUUGGUCGAUUCAAAGCCAUUUGCUAUUUUGCAGUCGUCUAUAUGGUUGGUCUACUGGUUCUUGUCUUGACAUCUCUACCAGUUUCUCUUCGAAACGGAGCUGGAUUGGGAGGGUACAUUGCAGCCAUUCUUAUCAUUGGUGUUGGAACCGGAGGUAUCAAAUCCAACGUCAGUCCUCUAAUUGCCGAUCAAUACACCCGAAAACGUAUGGCAAUAAAAGUUCUUGAAACUGGUGAACGUGUCAUUAUUGAUCCUACCGUUACCAUUCAACGAAUCUAUUUGAUCUUUUAUUGGUGUAUCAAUAUCGGAGCUCUUUCCCUUCUCGCAACACCUUACAUGGAAAGAGAUGUUGGGUUUUGGUCCGCGUACCUUAUGUGCUUGUGUGUCUUCAUGGUUGGUUUCCUCACAUUGCUUGUGGGAAGGAAGCGAUAUGUUGUUCGCCCACCCAACGGAACAGUUAUCACCGAUGCGUUCAAGAUCAUCGGGCAAAUGAUCAAAUACCGAAAUCUAAACGCUGCAAAACCUUCUUACCGAGCAGCGAACAAUCUGCCACAAACUACUCCAUGGAAUGAACAGUUCGUUGAUGAAGUCAAGCGUGCAUUAAUAGCUUGUCGGGUCUUUGUCUUCUACCCUAUCUACUGGGUUGUCUAUGCUCAAUUCUCCAGCAACUUCGUUUCUCAGGCCGGAGAAAUGAAUACACACGGUGUUCCCAACGAUCUUUCCCAGAACUUUGAUCCCAUUGCCAUCAUUCUCCUCGUACCAGUAAUGGAUCGUCUAGUUUACCCACUCUUGCGCAAGUGGCACAUCAAAUUCCGACCCAUGUCCCGUAUCACAUUCGGUUUCAUCGUCGCUAGUUUCAGCAUGAUGUAUGCGGCCAUCGUGCAGCACCUCAUCUACAAAGCCGGCCCAUGUUACGGCAAACCUCUCGAAUGUCCUGCCGCUAUUCUCCCAGACGGAACAAUCCAACCCAACGAAGUGCAUUUUGCAAUUCAAAUCCCGGCUUACGUAUUGAUUGGUAUAUCUGAAAUCUUUGCCUCAGUCACCGGUCUCGAGUAUGCAUAUACUAAAGCACCUGCGUCCAUGAAGUCCUUCGUUCAAGCUAUGUUCUUAUUGACUAACGCUUUUGGAUUCGCGAUUUGUCAGGCGUUCGUCCCGUUGGUGGGUAAUCCGACGAUUUUGUGGAUGUUUGUGGGACUGGCUUGUGGAAGUUUCGUAGCGGGUAUUGUGUUUUGGAUUUGUUAUCAUAAGCUUGAUGACCAGGAGGAUGAGCUUAAUAGUUUGGAUGCUAAGUCUGAGGAGGUGGAAUCAAAGGGCACAAGUGAUGGUAAUACUAGAGAUGUGUAA
Botrytis sinoallii is the source of this 1773-nucleotide messenger RNA. RefSeq lists its product as uncharacterized. The coding region runs from base 1 to 1773 and encodes 590 amino acids. The record is from RefSeq and is a predicted model, not a curated record. Gene Ontology annotation, biological process: transmembrane transport; oligopeptide transport. Gene Ontology annotation, molecular function: tripeptide transmembrane transporter activity; dipeptide transmembrane transporter activity. NCBI's taxonomy places the organism in Eukaryota, Fungi, Ascomycota, Leotiomycetes, Helotiales, Sclerotiniaceae. The transcript is spliced from 4 exons. Gene Ontology annotation, cellular component: plasma membrane; fungal-type vacuole.